Messenger RNA from Aspergillus thermomutatus, 1728 nucleotides. RefSeq lists its product as uncharacterized. The record is from RefSeq and is a predicted model, not a curated record. Lineage: Eukaryota; Fungi; Ascomycota; Eurotiomycetes; Eurotiales; Aspergillaceae. The transcript is spliced from 6 exons. The coding region runs from base 1 to 1728 and encodes 575 amino acids.
AUGCCUUCGUUUGCCAACGACCCGAAAACCAAAUUUUUCAUGCCAAUAUCCCAUAUUUAUGACCCUAUCCAGACCUCCAACAACAGUACCUUCGAGCGCGGUUUGUUCGCUUUCCUCGAAGCAGCCAACAGCGAUGGCCUCGGAUCUCAAAGCUAUCCCAAUUCAAUCCCUAUAUCCCCUUCGAUGAUGGGUAUCCCUUGGCCGAGCAAGUUUCCCGGAUGCCGUCAAUGCAAGCACUGGGAAACCGCAGAACGCAUGACCAAAGAACUUCUCCAUGCGAUCUAUCAGAACCACAAGCAGAGACCGCAGGAUGACGGCAAACUCCCUAUCGAGUUGCAGGAAACUUCUACCGAUAUACGAUCACUCAAAGAGAAAGAGCUGAUAGCCACUGCGGUCAAAUCGACGGUUUAUAUGUUUCCCGAUGCCAGUCCUGUGAGAGCGGGAAUGAUAGCGCAGUCUAUGCUGCUUAUCUUUUUGCACGAUGACGUUGUCGAAGAUUCCCCGGUGUAUGCAGGCUCUACAAUCACAGACGCCAUCAUGGCUCCCUGGAUCGGCACCAAGGAUGCGAGUGUACAGCACCCUCUAUACAGCUUCUUAAAAGCAGUAAUCGACGAAGAACCCAUUCUCGGGAGAAACCUCCUCUCUGGCGCGUUCGCCUGGAUCAAACACACAAAGGGCUACCAGUCCAUCCCACCUACUGUUUUCGAUUCCCUGAGGAAUUAUCUGGACUAUCGAUCCGUAGAUAUCGGGCGCGAGUUACUCCUAGCCCAAGCCGCAUUUGCAUGCAAUGUCCACCUCUCCGAACCGGGAAUGAAAGUCUUCGAUCACCUCAUCCGUCUGUAUUCCGACCACAUCUCUCUCACUAACGACCUGUACUCGUUCGACAAGGAGUACGGCGAUCAUUGCAGAACAGGCGCGGUCCUCAUCAACGCGGUUGAUGUCGUGCGAAAGGUCCAUCAGGUCUCCGCGUCCAUAGCGAAGCAGCUCGUUCGCGAAUCCAUUCUCGAAAUGGAAACUGAGUUUUCGGCUGAAUUCAAAAGGUUGAAGCUGUUGGGGCAGUUGUCUGACGGUCAGCAACGGAGGCGGAACGAGCGGGAGGCUGCAGAAUACGCACGCCAGCAGGCACUUUCGCCGGAAGAGAGACGAAAAGAAAAGAUUGAAAGGGAUGCUAGAGGUCUCAAGCGGCAUAUGACGCCGCAGUUCGCGACUGGCUUUUCCGGAGAGAUUCGAUUGUCUCACUAUCCCGUUUUCCUGCUACAGGAAGCACCUGAGUCGCGCAAUGGAGCAACCUGCCAACUGUUCUGUUGUACCGAUCGUAUCCUUCCCCGUGACUAUAGAAUUGCAGUUUCCCCAGGAGAUCGAAAUGUAUUUGGAAGUCCAGAUUACUAUCAUGUCCAUUGUUUCGAGGAACUUCUCGACCUGACGUCGCCACACUUUGUUUCACGGUUCGAACCCGACAUAACGAAAUACGUUCCUGACCGUGGCGCACAGUGUCUUUUGGAGGAAUGCACUCGCAAAUGGAAAAGCCAAAUAGAAAGUGCAAACACCGAACCGGACGAGUGGAGCAUAGCAGAUGGCCUUUGGCAACAGACCAGGCAGGCCUCCCGCCGGGCCCUUCAGCGAGAUCACGCCCUCCUUGGUGAGCUUGUCCCUUUGGAUUUCUACCAGGGUGUGCAUGCCAAAGAUCUGCGAACGGAAUCCGAUUCCAUUCUAGAUCAUCCACCAUAG